This is a messenger RNA of Plutella xylostella (diamondback moth), 2716 nucleotides long. RefSeq names its product putative ATP-dependent RNA helicase DDX10. Gene Ontology annotation, molecular function: ATP binding; nucleic acid binding; RNA helicase activity. The record is from RefSeq and is a predicted model, not a curated record. Lineage: Eukaryota; Metazoa; Arthropoda; Insecta; Lepidoptera; Plutellidae.
GUCAGUACAGUUGUCAAAUUUUACAACACCACACAUGGGUAAAAAGGUUAUGUUUUUGGUAAUUUUAUUUAACUAAAAGUCGUUCAAUAUGAAACAAGAUAAUAAAAAUAAACAGAAAGGUGGCCGCCAAAAGAAAGUUCAGUUAUUUAAGCCACGGAAGAAAAAGACUCCCGAAGAAGACGCAGCAAUACAAUACCUUCAAGCGAGAUACGAUAAGAUUGUACCCGAUGAAAUUAAAACAUUCAAAGAUUUGCCACUCUCUCAGAAAACCCUAAAAGGUUUGAAAGACAAUAACUUUCAUACACCAACAGAAAUUCAGAGACAGGCGAUAGGAUUCGCGCUGCAGGGCAAGGACAUCCUGGGAGCCGCCAAGACCGGCUCCGGGAAGACACUGGCAUUCCUGAUACCCAUCCUGGAACACUUGUUUUGUAAGAAAUGGACCAGAAUGGACGGAGUUGGAGCACUAGUCAUAUCACCAACCAGGGAGCUGGCCUAUCAAAUAUACGAAACAUUGAGAAAAGUGGGAGGGCUUCACGACUUUUCUGCUGGAUUAAUUAUUGGUGGGCAGAAUUUAAAGUUUGAGAGAAAAAGGAUGGACCAAAUCAAUAUCCUCAUUGGUACACCAGGCCGGCUGCUGCAGCACAUGGAUGAGAACCCGCUGUUUGACUGCAGCCAGCUACAGAUACUGGUGCUGGAUGAAGCUGACCGCUGCCUGGACAUGGGCUUUGAAGCCACCAUGAAUGCAAUCAUUGAGAACCUGCCCCCUGAGAGACAAACAUUACUCUUUUCAGCAACUCAGACUAAAUCAGUGAAAGACUUAGCUAGGCUCAGCUUGUCCUACCCCACAUAUGUGGCCCCUCACGAGCAGGCGGACACAGUGACACCGGACGCCCUGCAGCAGAGCUACAUAGUCUGUGAGAUAGAUGAGAAACUUGGCAUUCUCUGGUCUUUUAUCAAAAAUCAUUUGAAACAAAAGGUGCUUGUUUUCAUGUCAACAUGCAAACAGGUAAAGUAUACAUAUGACCUGUUCUGUAAACUGAGGCCUGGUGUCAGUCUGCUGGCUUUAUAUGGGACCUUGCAUCAAGAGAAAAGAGAGAAAAUUUACAAUGAGUUUUGUAGGAAGUCUAAUGUAAUUCUGUUUGCUACUGAUUUGGCUUCAAGAGGAUUGGACUUUCCUAGAGUAAACUGGGUGAUACAGUAUGAUUGUCCUGAAGAUGUUGAGACAUAUAUUCACCGUGCUGGCCGAACAGCUCGGGGAGUCCUGGGUAAAGGGGAAGGAUUGCUUAUGCUUCUACCACAUGAAGAGAAGAUUGUUGAAGAUUUGACUAAAAGCAAAAUUCCCAUCAACAAAAUUUCAGUAGAUCCAUCUAAAGUAGUUGCACCACAGAGGAAAAUUGAAGCAUUGCUGUCUGAGCAUACAGAUCUGAAGCAAACUGCACAAAGAGCUUUUGUAAGUUAUGUAAAGUCAAUAUUUGUAAUGAAAAACAAAGAAGUGUUUGACAUUAAACUGUUAGAUACUGAUGCAUAUGCAAGAUCUCUUGGCUUGAUUGUUCCACCUACAAUAAGGUUUUUACAGAAACAUAAAUACAAUAAUAGCAAAAAGAAGGAUGAUACUGAAGAAGAAGAACAAGAAGUAGACACAGAUGUUAUUGAAAAGUUAAAGGCUAAAGCUAAUCUUGAGAGUGAUUCAGAACAAAGUGAAGGCAAUGAGGAACAAAGUGAAGAUGAAUCUGACAUUAAAAAAGAGCAAAUUAAAAAGAAAGACAUAAAUAAAAAGAAGCUGAUGAAACUGGACUUUCAUGGCAAUGAUGACACUGAUGAUGAAGAUUUCUUGACAGUCAAAAACAAAGUAAAUCCACAUGAAGAAUCAGAAGAAGAGGAACAACUAGUGCCACUAGAAGAAACCAACAAAUCUAAAAAGAAAAAGCCCCUGACCAAAGCCGCUGUGGCCAAAAAAAUACUAAAAAAGAAGCUCAAAGUGAACACAACUAUCAAAUUCACAGAGGAAGGUGAAGCAAUAGAAGAUGAAAAGCGCAAUCUAAAAUCUGAGCUGGCCAAACAGUAUGAGAGUGAGAAUGUUGGUGGCAUUGAUAUUGAAAAGGCUAAAGAAGUAUUGAGGGAAGAAGAUAAAUAUGAUAAACAAAGAUUCAGGGAAAAGGUAAAAGCUAAGCACAAGGAAGAAAAAAGAAAAUUGAAGAAUAAGAAAAAAGAAGAGGAAGGAGAGAAAGAUGACUUUGGGUCAGAAUCAGAAUCUGAUGGACCUGACCUUUCAUGGCUGCCAGAUCCUGAUAAAAUAUAUGGGGAAAAGAAUGCUAGUGAUGAUGAAGACAAUGAUGAUAAAGAGUCUAGUAUAGGAGGCAGUGAUAGGUUAGAAUCAGCUGAUGAAGAUGAUGAUGGCAGUGAUCAAUCAGAAGAAAAAAUGUAUCACAGGCCCUCGAAGCGAAGCCUCGUGACGAGUAAGGGCAUCCCCCAGGAGAGUGUGGCGCCGCGGAAGAAGAAGAAACUCGCAGAGAUAUCCUCAAAACUCUCCGUUCAAGAAGCAGAAGCUCUGGCUAUGCAGCUACUUAUGAAUAAGUAGUUAGCAGAAUACAAAUAAAGCCUCUUUGAAGCCUGCGAAUUUAGUGUACCUACCGAUUGUAAAUGUACCUAUUUAAAUAUCUAUAAAUUCAUAAUAAACCGCAUAAAUUUUAUAUGAACAAAUUUUGGGUUUUAUUUU